Molecule: messenger RNA, 2078 nt
Organism: Ceratosolen solmsi marchali
Lineage: Eukaryota; Metazoa; Arthropoda; Insecta; Hymenoptera; Agaonidae
Gene: nab
Product: NGFI-A-binding protein homolog
Exons: 9
Coding region: 35-1984 (649 amino acids)
Biological process (GO): negative regulation of DNA-templated transcription
Cellular component (GO): nucleus
Molecular function (GO): transcription factor binding; transcription coregulator activity
Source: RefSeq, a predicted model, not a curated record
CUCUCUUCUGGACAAUGCAGUGGUACAGACGUCCAUGCCUCAGAAUGAAGCCGAAUUACAGCUGUACCGAGUUAUGCAACGCGCCUCACUGCUCACCUACUAUGAUACGCUUUUGGAAAUGGGUGGUGACGAUGUACAGCAGCUCUGCGAUGCUGGUGAAGAAGAAUUUUUAGAAAUAAUGGCAUUGGUCGGUAUGGCCAGUAAACCUCUGCACGUACGCCGCUUGCAAAAAGCUCUUCAGGAAUGGCUGACCAAUCCCGCAAUGUUUCAGGCGCCUGUAAUGAUGCCACCCACAGUCGGCACGACCUCUUCUAAUGCGAAGUCCUCCGGCUCCUCAGCUUUCCCAUGUAUUGGCAGCUACAGCCCUAAUACGCGACAACAAAUUCAGGCCACGGCGACUUCAGUAUCUAAUCUAAGCUCAAGCGCCCCGACCGCGGCGCUAAGUUCGAUCGUCACUCAGGGUACGGUCACUAAGCAGCUUCACGUACCUCCGGUAAUUGGUAUCGGUUCAACCGGAUCGGUGGCUCAACCUGCUGCUUCCCAGCUCCUUAGUCAGUUUCAGACAACAUCGAACUGCUGUUCCGUCCAACGACGUAAGAGCCCUAGUCCUCCAGCCAUCACUCCGUCCUAUCAAAUACCGAAUGAGGCGCUAGCUUCAAACCUUCCGCAUAGCCCUGGAGUUACGCAAGUCGGUAACUACGAAUCAAGUUCUUGUGGUAGUCAAGGGACAACUCCAAGUCCCGGAAGUAACUCCACUCUUGCAAUCGCACCUUCCAGCCCAACUACAAGCCUCCAGCCCUCGCCCGUGCUUCUAGAACCACAGGUUCAGCGCCUGGCAGACGCUGCGGAAAGACUUGCAGCAACACUCAGACCCCUUAAUCCUAAGCCACAAAGUGGUAUUAAGAAGAAAAUAUGCAAAAAUCUUGAAAUGGUGAUGGCGAUGUCGGACAACGAUCCUCGUAGGAUGGAAGAAAUCCGGAAGUAUGCCGCCAUUUAUGGGCGCUUCGAUUGCAAGAGGAAGCCGGAGAAGCCCCUUACACUUCACGAAGUAUCGGUAAACGAAGCUGCGGCCCAAAUUUGUCGCUUCGUACCAGCAUUAUUAACCAGAAGGGACGAACUUUUUCCCUUGGCAAGGCGCGUAGUGCGCGACUCAGGUCAUCAUUAUACUAAGAGUUUGCUGCACUCAACGUUGAACGCGUCACCCCGAAUGAUGUCAUCAAGGGAGAAUGGGGACAGCGAACUGUCUGGUGGUGAUGAGACUUCGACAACAACGUCGGACAUAGCCAAGCGGCGUAAGCUUGAUAUGCGUUGCGAGGACGAGACCAUGAGGGACGCAGGAAAUAAUGUAGAGGUGAACCAGCAGCAGGCGGAAGCUACACGAUUGAGGUACACCAAUUAUAAUCGUGGUAUAAUAGGUAUAGACUCUGAUAGCAAUUCAAUACAAGUGCAUCAGAAUCGACACCGAAAGCGUCAGCGACGACGCCGACCAUCCAAAAUCAAUCAUAAAUCUAUGUCAAGUCCCAUUUGGAAUUCCUGUAGUGAUAAUAGUCACAUAGUACUCGACGGGAUCGUCGAGGAACUUGAAGAUUCGGAUGGCUGUUAUUCUUCUUUUGAUGAAGACUGGGAUGACUGCAACGACGACGAAUGCGAUAAUUUCGGUGUCGACACAGACGACGGUCAAGGCAACGAUUGCGACGACGACACAUCAACCCCUGGAUCAUUAGUUCAUUGCAACCAUUGUAUCUGGAUAUUAAAUUAUUUUAUUUAUUAUAUGCAGAGUACGCAGAGUAGAAUUGUUAUUGAAGAAGACGAAUCCUGCACGAUAGAUAAAGAAAAUGACUUUAAUUUGAAGGUUAUUGCCUCUUGUGGAGAUAAUAUCAUAGCAGUUGCUAAUCCUGCUUUGAUGAAUCGUAAUCAACCAAAUGCAAUCACAAAAGAACAACCAAUCAAAGAAGAAAUUCCACUGCGCGAUAGAAGAGACUGAACUAAAUGGUUUUAGCUUUUACAAUCUGAGCUUUAUUUGAGAAUUAUAAGCUUUAUUCUUUAAAGUAUAAACAUUUUAUUAUAUACCUGCGAUU